GUGUUCUCUUCGCGCUAACUUGACGGCUCCAUAACGGCUUCAUCUCUGCUUCAGCUGAAGAGCAAACCGACAUCAGCUGAGUUUGCACGAAGUAUCAUCCUUGAAGCUAAAGUGCAGGAAUUUAGCACCGCUGUAAAUCCAUUACUAGCGUUUCACAAAGUUUCGUGUGACUGCUUAGCCGAUUGCAGCAACUGUCAUCCGUCGUAACCACAGAAACGGGGAAGAGGCAGAAGGAAAAAUAACAUUACAUCAAACCCGGCAAACAAAGAGGUCCUUUUUUCAACGGCAACAUUUUUCCUCCAUAUUCUAUAGUUAUGAGUCAUGUGGCCGUCGAAAAUGCCCACGGUCUAGAGCAGCAGCUCGCUGUCCUAGACUUGAGCGCUGCAGACGGACAAGGUGGAGGAACGAACAGUAAGCAGCCAGCACGAUUUUGGCGAUACAUUCCUCCACAUUUACGGAACAAAGACGCUUCCAAAAAUGCAGGAAAUGCCUUUGCUGCGGGACGACAGGGCGGCUACACCAUCGCGCCCGCGACCAACUACGGCUGGGACGGGGGCCGCAACAACUUCGUCAACGGCUACCACGACAACCGCAUGGCCGGCAACUCGUUCAACCGCGGCCCGCCUCGCAUGGAGCGCGGGAGGGGCGGCGUCGGAGGAGGCGGUUACCGCGGCAACAGGGGCGGCGCCUUCAACCCCAUCAACCCAGCACAGCCGAUGAGCUUCGACGCAGGUGGCUGGAACACCGCCAAGGAGGCCUACAGCAGCUUUGGCAAUAACCGAGGGAAGUCUGCCUUCUUCAACGACAGAGGCAACGCGAACAGAGGGAGGUUCGAACACGGUGGAUUCGGCGGCGGAGGAGGAGGAGGAAACAGCCGCUGGGUGGAGGAGUCCAGAGAUGAUGGAGACUGGUCCAAGCCGACGCCACGCAACGAACGCCUUGAACACGAGUUGUUCUCCGGCAGCAACACCGGCAUUAACUUUGAGAAGUACGACGACAUUCCUGUCGAGGCCACCGGGCAGAACUGUCCUCACCACAUUGAGAGUUUCCAAGAUGUGGACAUGGGCGAGAUCGUCAUGGGCAACAUCGCUCUGAGCCGCUACACCAGACCAACCCCUGUCCAGAAAUACGCCAUUCCUAUUGUCAAGUCCAAGAGGGACCUCAUGGCCUGCGCACAGACGGGUUCUGGGAAGACGGCGGCGUUCCUGCUGCCGAUUCUCAGCCAGAUCUACGCCGAUGGACCAGGAGAAGCUCUGAACGCAGCCAAAGCCUCCGGACAGGAGAACGGGAAGUUCGGGCGUCGUAAGCAGUACCCCAUCUCCCUGGUCCUGGCUCCGACCAGAGAGCUGGCCCUGCAGAUAUACGACGAAGCCAGGAAGUUUUCCUACCGCUCCAGAGUGCGUCCCUGCGUCGUGUACGGAGGAGCCGACAUCGGCCAGCAGAUCAGAGACCUGGAGAGAGGCUGCCAUCUGCUGGUGGCCACACCUGGAAGACUGGUGGACAUGAUGGAGCGAGGCAAGAUCGGACUGGACUACUGCAACUACCUGGUCCUCGAUGAGGCCGAUCGUAUGCUGGACAUGGGCUUCGAGCCACAGAUCCGACGCAUCGUUGAGCAGGACACCAUGCCACACAAAGGCAUCCGACAAACCAUGAUGUUCAGCGCGACGUUUCCUAAAGAGAUCCAGAUCCUAGCGAGGGACUUCCUGGAGGAGUACAUCUUCCUGGCCGUGGGCAGAGUGGGUUCCACCUCGGAGAACAUCACUCAGAAAGUGGUGUGGGUGGAGGAGAGCGAUAAGAGGUCUUUCCUGCUGGACCUGCUCAGCGCUACAGGAAAGGACUCGCUGACUCUGGUGUUUGUGGAGACCAAGAAAGGCGCUGAUGCCUUGGAGGACUUCCUGUAUCGGGAGGGCUACGCCUGCACCAGUAUCCACGGCGACCGUUCCCAGCGGGACCGAGAGGAGGCCCUGAACCAGUUCCGAUCAGGAAAAUGCCCCAUUCUGGUGGCUACGGCGGUAGCAGCUCGGGGUCUGGACAUCUCCAACGUGAAGCACGUUAUCAACUUUGACCUGCCGAGCGACAUCGAGGAGUACGUGCACCGUAUUGGACGUACAGGACGAGUAGGAAACCUGGGGCUGGCCACAUCGUUCUUCAAUGACAAAAACGGGAACAUCACUAAAGACCUGCUGGACAUCCUAGUAGAGGCCAAACAGGAGGUUCCCUCAUGGCUUGAGAGCCUGGCCUACGAGCACCAGCAUAAGAGCAGCAACAGGGGGCGCUCUAAGAGGUUCUCUGGUGGUUUUGGAGCUCGUGAUUAUCGUCAGACGGCCGCCGGAGGCAACGCCGGAGGGUUUGGAGGACGUGGAGGACGCAACCAGGCAGGACACGGAGGAACCCGUGGAUUCGGAGGAGGUGGUUUUGGCAACUUCUACACCAGCGACGGCUACGGAGGCAACUACUCACACUCUCAAGUUGACUGGUGGGGCAACUAGGUUUCUUCAUCCUCCCUUCACUCAUCCCUCUUUCCUCCUCUCACUCCUCCAUCCUUCUCCACUCUGCUGUCUCCAUCCCGUCUGUCUCGUCAUUAACCCCGACAGCCCACAUGCAUGUUAUUAAAAUAUUUAUACUCAUUUAUAUAGCGCUCCCUCCAUCCUCUGUCACUCUUUCAGUUCCUCCCUGGAUUUCUUUUUUUCUUCUUCUUGUGCUUUCCAUCUCCACCUUUGUCGUUACAAAGGGUUCUUUUUUUUUUGACUUUUCUUCAUUUCCAACCUCUCCUUUUGAAAUAGGCCACAUAAUACAGAGAUUCCUGCAUUUUAGUUGGUUACUUUUCAACACUGGACACAGAUUUGCUUGUUACCUUCCAGCUUGCAACCACCUUUGGUUUCCAUGAGGAGACUUCAAACCAUUUCCCCCGUGUGGCGUGUCGGAAGAAAAAUAACCAAUUAAAGUUGUAGGUUUUCUUAAACCCCCUAAGAUAGGAUGUGUGGACUUCUCCGAAACAGCCGUGGAAAGGGGAAAAUCCCGAUGUUGUUUUUUUUCUCUCUUUAGAUUUUGAGUUUUGGCUUCAUCGUGUUUUUUGUCUGCAUUCACCCAAAGCCAGUCAGGCUCCCUGUGUAGCUUCACAUCAUCUUUGUAUUUAACGCAUGGCCAUGUUGUAAAUCACCGGCCGAAACCUUUUCUAAAAUAUAGAGAUAGGCAAGACGUCAGAGCAAAGUAUGUCUGCGUAUAAUUUCAGAAAUAGGAACUGGCUGAGGUCUCCUUCACCUAUAGGACAGACACAUUAAAGGGGCCACAGAGACAGAAAAAGGUUUUUGUUUUGUUUUUUUUUCUUCACCUUUUUAAACCAUUAAAAUAUCGACUCACCGAGGUCUGAAAACGAAGAGACGAGAGGCUGGACAAACUGAGAAACCCAGCCAGCAGACAGUCCUAGGACUCGUGGUUGUUAAUUACAAACACCGUUUCAUUGUUUUAAGCAAAACGUUAUGGAGAAUCAUUUGUUUCUGUACUGUGCCUUUAAGAAUUUGAACUUUGUCUCUUUUUUUCUGUUGUUUUUAUUGCCAUAACACGUGACUGGCUGCAAAUAUAGGCCAACGGUGACGAAAAAAAAAAAA
Molecule: messenger RNA, 3608 nt
Organism: Stegastes partitus (bicolor damselfish)
Lineage: Eukaryota; Metazoa; Chordata; Actinopteri; Pomacentridae
Product: ATP-dependent RNA helicase DDX3X-like
Exons: 19
Coding region: 315-2489 (724 amino acids)
Molecular function (GO): nucleic acid binding; ATP binding; RNA helicase activity
Source: RefSeq, a predicted model, not a curated record